Coprinopsis cinerea okayama7#130 is the source of this 1347-nucleotide messenger RNA. Its product is annotated as cytochrome c peroxidase. Gene Ontology annotation, biological process: cellular response to oxidative stress; response to reactive oxygen species; hydrogen peroxide catabolic process. The transcript has 9 exons. Gene Ontology annotation, molecular function: heme binding; peroxidase activity. NCBI's taxonomy places the organism in Eukaryota, Fungi, Basidiomycota, Agaricomycetes, Agaricales, Psathyrellaceae. The record is from RefSeq and is a predicted model, not a curated record. The coding region runs from base 1 to 1152 and encodes 383 amino acids.
AUGUCCUUCAACCUUCUUCGCGCAUCCGUCCGCAACGCCAACCCCAUCCGCCGCGCCGCUGCUGGCAAGGCCCCACGAAACCUCCCCUCAGUGGUCAGGGCUGCCCCUCGAGGUCGCCAAUACUCGACCGCACCACCCCCUCCUGAGGCCAAGUCGUCGAGCUCUGGUCUCUUGUGGGGUCUCGGUGCUGCUGGUGCUGCUGGUGUUGCCUACUUCUUCUUCCAAGGCGACGCAGAGAACGUCGUAAAAGGGGGCGUGCAAUCUGCCAAGGCCGCCACCCACUUUACCCCCAGCAAGGAGGACUACCAGAAGGUUUACAACCGCAUUGCUGACCUCGUCGCCGAUGCUGGAGACUAUGAUGACGGCUCCUACGGACCCGUUCUUCUCCGUCUCGCCUGGCACUCGUCUGGUACCUACGACAAGGAGUCCAACACUGGUGGAAGCAACUAUGCUACCAUGCGAUUCGAGCCUGAAUCCCUGCACGGCGCCAACGCUGGUUUGAACGUCGCUCGUGAAUUGAUGGAGAAGGUCAAGCAGGAGUUCCCUUGGAUUAGCUACGGUGACCUCUGGACUCUCGCCGGUGUCGCUGCUAUUCAGGAAAUGGGCGGCCCCAAGAUCCCCUGGAGACCCGGACGAAUUGACGGUGUUGCCUCCCAAGCCACUCCCGACGGUCGUCUUCCCGACGCUAGCCAGGGUGCUGACCACUUGCGACAGAUCUUCUACCGUAUGGGAUUCAAUGAUCAGGAGAUUGUUGCCUUGUCUGGUGCCCACGCCCUCGGACGUGCCCACCGCGACCGAUCCGGCUACGACGGUCCCUGGACCUUCUCCCCUACCACUGUGACCAACGACUUCUUCAAGCUGUUGUUCGAUGAGAAGUGGGUCUGGAAGAAGUGGGAGGGACCCAAGCAGUACGAGGAUAAGAAGACCAAGUCUCUCAUGAUGUUGCCUACCGACUAUGUCCUCACUCAAGACAAGAGCUUCAAGAAGCACGCCAAGGCCUACGCUGAGGACCAGGACCUCUGGUUCAAGGACUUCUCCAAGGCCGUCUCCCGCCUCUUCGAACUCGGUGUUCCCACUUCACAAUUCGUCACCUCCGAGCCCUGGAUCAUGGCCAACGUCGAUGAGCAGCCCGCUCCUGAGGAGAAGAAGUAAGGGACACGCGAUUCCACUCUCUUUUCACCUCGUUCCUUUGCUUUCUUCCUCUCUUACAUUGCCGAUUUCAUUGCGAAUGGUAAUGCUGUUGUAAUGUUAGUUAGGAGGGGUGCGGCCAAAACCCUUUCCACCAGAUUUCUUGUAUGCACAUACUUGGCCUGUUCUAGAUGUUGGUAGAUGAGGAAUACUACUAGA